Messenger RNA from Leptosomus discolor (cuckoo roller), 625 nucleotides. The record is from RefSeq and is a predicted model, not a curated record. NCBI's taxonomy places the organism in Eukaryota, Metazoa, Chordata, Aves, Leptosomiformes, Leptosomidae.
GGCACUGGAUGACCAUACCUAAACAAUGUCUGUACCACGUGGAGCUGUCCAUGCAAAAUGGAUAGUAGGGAGAGUAAUAGGAACCAAAAUGCAGAAAACUGCCAAAGUGAGAGUGACAAGGCUUGUGCUAGAUCCUUACUUACUAAAGUUCUUUAACAAACGAAAAACCUAUUUUGCCCACGAUCCAUUGCAGCAGUGUGUUGUUGGAGACAUUGUUCUUCUGAAAGCUUUGCCUGAGCGAAGGUCCAAACACGUGAAACACGAACUGGCUGAAAUUGUUUUCAAGGUUGGAAAUGUCAUAGAUCCAAUAACAGGAAAGCGCUGUGCAGGAACCAGAUUCCUGGAAAAUCUGUCAGAUUCGGAAAGUCUGACGGAGGCAGACACUACCUAUCUAAGUGAAAAACUUCAGGAACUUAAAGUUUGUUCAACGGACAAAUAGUGGGGAAAAUAUUUACACAGAGGGCUUUUCAGCUCGUCUGUCAGGGAUGUUUGGGGCCCUGCUGUUGUAUGUUAAAUGUCUCAGUGAAAUCUGUAGUCAAAAUAAAUGGUAGAUAUAGCUGCUUAUAAGAACAGGUGUUACAGUUUGAUAGGCACCUCGAAUCUUUAAAUGAAAAUACAGAGAAAA